UUGCCCACCUUUUUGGAAAGAAUAUUGCCGUCGCGUCGAUCUCGUGGCCGCCGCCGCCGCCGCCGCGCGACCUCACCUCGUCCAGGAACGCGUGCGCUUCCGUCCGCGCCGCGCGAUUCGCCCUUGUGGUCUUUCGAGUCCACGUGCGAGACAACGCCGGCGGCGGCAGCAGGCGAGCGGGCCAGUGAGGUGGCAAGCGUGCGCCGGGGGCAGCGGGGCUUGCGCUGAGCGGUGGCCGCGGGCGAGCGGGAAGGUGCGGUGGCCGCUACGCACUACGGCGAGCAGCCGCGGAGGAAUAAUCAUGGCUUCGCUCUUCCCUUUGGCGAGAGCUACAACCGGUGGCGGUGUAUGCCCUGUGAAUUCCGAUAAGAGCAGCGCUGGGGUAUGCCCUGCAAAAUCUGACAAGAACAUCAGCGGUGUAUGCCCAGUCACCGGUAAGGACCACGGUAGCGAACAAAAGGAAAGUACUAACCAUGCCAAAGAAAAGAUCACCGAUCCUCGUGUGGUGCCGGCAAAGUGCCCAUUUGGCUAUGACUCCAACACGUUCAAGCUGGGCCCGCUUAGCUGCAUCAUCUGCCAGGCGCUGCUUCAUGAAAGCAGCAAAUGCAAGCCCUGUUCCCAUAAGUUCUGCAAGGCAUGCAUAUCAUGCUUUAAGGACUGCCCGCUGUGUGGUGCUGAUAUAGAGGGGAUUGAGCCUGACACUGAGGUUCAAGCCCUUGUUGAUCGCUUCAUUGAUGGCCAUGCCAGAAUCAAGCGGUCGCAUGCUUCAGGGGAUGCGGAAGCAGCAGCUGGCAAGAACAAGGUGAUAUAUGAGGAUGUUUCCAUGGAGAGAGGAGCUUUUCUGGUGCAGCAAGCUAUGAGGGCUUUUCGCGCACAGAACAUUGAAAGUGCUAAAUCGAGGCUCAGUAUGUGUGCAGACGACAUCAGGGAGGAGUUGAAAUCUUCAGAAGAUAACCUAGACCUAUGUUCUCAGCUUGGAGCUGUGUUAGGAAUGCUCGGGGACUGCUGUCGGACCUUGGGAGAUGCUCCUUCAGCAAUCACUUACUAUGAAGACAGUGCUGAGUUCCUUUCGAAACUACCCACAAAAGAUCUUGAGUUGGUUCAUACUCUCUCUGUUUCACUAAAUAAAAUUGGAGAUCUUCGAUACUAUGGCGGGGACCUCCAAUCUGCAAGAAGUUAUUAUGCCCGUUCAUUGGAUGUUCGCAGAAAUGCAGUAAAAGAACACUCAGCAGUGGCUUCUCAGGUCAUUGAUCUAGCAACUUCUCUUGCAAAAGUUGCGGAUGUGGAUAUAAAUCUUGGGAAUGAAAGCGCCGCAGUUGAGGGCUUUGAGGAAGCAAUUCAAUGCCUUGAGAAGUUGAAACUGGAUUCUGAACAAGCUAGUCUUGAGCAACGACGCCUCUCGGUUCUUGACUUUCUACGCAACCAGUUGGCUGAUAAGUAAGACACAUGGUCAUCCAAAGAGUGUACCAACAGCAGAUGUCUUCUCCUGGUAAUGGUGUUCAACUUUACUAUUCUUAUGCCUACGGAAGGAGUUGCUCCAGCCUCCAGAAAUGGUGAUUAGCGUCUGUACCACCACUUGAAAGUUUGCCGCGACACAAAUAAAUAAUCUAGCAUUGUACAUGUAUCUUGUGUCAGCUAAGCAAGGAGAGUUCUCUUACUGGCUGCCAAUAUGCCCAGGAGUCCAGGCUCUCUGGUCUGUCCCUUUCUUAACCUGAAACUGUACUUAAGAUGAAACUUCUGGGAAGCUUCUUCUUGUUUACCAUGUUACGUGUGAAUACAAAUCCCGUUGUAUAUUGACAAUAAGACAGGGAAAUAAUAAAGCAUGGCCCUUUUGUUUCUUUUA
Molecule: messenger RNA, 1843 nt
Organism: Phragmites australis (common reed)
Lineage: Eukaryota; Viridiplantae; Streptophyta; Magnoliopsida; Poales; Poaceae
Product: protein NCA1-like
Exons: 8
Coding region: 302-1441 (379 amino acids)
Biological process (GO): protein ubiquitination
Molecular function (GO): protein binding; ubiquitin protein ligase activity
Source: RefSeq, a predicted model, not a curated record